UCCCCAGGGAAGACCACUGGCUAAUGGACUCCCUCUUAUUUCCCUUACAGGCCAACGACCUUCAAGCGAAACACUGAGCCAAUUGCUCAAAAACGCCGCGACAGUAACACGCGCCCAAGCGUUACUUUUGCAUGCAAACCAACUUGCACACGCACACACACCACUAAAGGCAAAAUAUAGUAUUAGCUGAGCCUUCAUGGGUUUCAACGGCAGUGUACUCCUGGCUCAAAAGGAUGGAUGUCGUGUUUUCUAGUGGAUGUUAAUGAACUAGCCACAGCUCUCCUGGCUUGUGAGGUGACCUGUUAGGAUGGUUGGAGGUGACCUCCGGGAAGCUUAAAGGUCAUCUACAGCAACGAGACCCCAGAAAGAGAAAGGGCAAGAGAGAGAGGGGGAGGAAAAGAGAUGCCCAUCCCUCAGACUCACUGACCCCACCGGCUUACUGACCGGCCAGACCGGUGUCAUCGCUGGCCUGCCAUAGAAAAUCGAUGAGGAUUUAAUCCUGCGUGCACUGUGAUAAAAACUCCGAAUGACCACCGGAGUAGCUGCUGGUGGACCUGGGGCUGAGAAUCCCGAACACGGCGCUGUGCUGUCUUUUGAUAAUGGCGCUAUCAUGGAUGGAUUAAUUGUUCAUUGAGGGGCAGAAGUAAACACCAUAAAGCACCAGUGUUUGCGCUGAACAGCGAAUGGGUCUAUCUGGCUGGAGACCACAGUCAAUAUCUCCCCAUAACCGCCUAAUGCUUUAUGGGGGAGAGAAUCUGACCUUUGCUGUUGUGUGUAUUUUCUGAAAGCCCUGUCAUUGGGGGAAUUAUAAAUAUCAUAAACAGUGGACAGACUGGGUAGUCCCCCGGUCAACGUGCUUAUCUGCCUUUACUUUCCUCAUCAUCUAAUACAAUCAAGAAGAAAGAGAGAACGUGAGAAAGAGAAAAAAAGAAGAAGAACACUGGUCUUGGAAUAGGAGCCUAUACUGAUCUUUUCUAUUGAGUGAAGAGUGACCAGAUGCUGGUUGGGUUGCGAACAGGUGUGCCACUGAGUGGAGUACAGGUGGUGCGUCGUUCCGCUGAAGAGGCCAUGCUGGGAUUGGAUAACCCAGCUGGAUCCUGUCAAGAUGUCUGUGGCCCACACACCAAGCCCUGGGGUGUAGAUUGAGCCCAGGGGAAGGGAUAAUGCAUGUUCCCCCUGCGCUGGAAGAAGCCACCAUGAGCAACGUCACUGUGCACGACAACACUGAGUCCGUCGUCAGUCCCAACAUGAACCUGGCCGCGAGCGCCACCUACCCCGUCAGCUUCCAGGUGUCCCUGACGGGCUUCCUGAUGCUGGAGAUCGUGCUGGGCCUGAGCAGCAACCUGACCGUGCUGGCCCUCUACUGCAUGAAGUCCAACCUGGUCAACUCGGUCAGCAACAUCGUCACCAUGAACCUGCACGUGCUGGACGUCAUCGUGUGCCUGUGCUGCAUCCCGCUGACCAUCGCCGUGGUGCUGCUGUCGCUGGAGGGCGACGUGGCGCUGGUGGGCUGCUUCCACGAGGCCUGCGUCUCCUUCGCCAGCGUGGCCACGGCCGCCAACGUGCUGGCCAUCACGCUGGACCGCUACGACAUCUCCGUCAAGCCGGCCAACCGCGUGCUGACCAUGGGCCGCGCCGUGGCCCUGCUGGGGGCCAUCUGGGUGCUGUCCUUCCUCAGCUUCCUGGUGCCCUUCGUGGAGGUGGGCUUCUUCGGGCCCGAGCCGCAGCCCGACCGGAACCAGACGGCGGCGACGGCGACGGCGACGACGGUGGACGCGGGCGAGCAGGACUACGGGGCUCUGGGCCUGUACUACCACCUGCUGGCCCAGAUCCCCAUCUUCAUCUUCACGGCCGUGGUGAUGCUGGUGACCUACUACAAGAUCCUGCAGGCGCUCAACAUCCGCAUCGGCACGCGCUUCCACAACUCGCAGAAGAAGAAGAAGUCGCGGCGGAAAAAGAACAUCUCGCUGACGGCCACGUCGCAGCACGCGCCGCCGCAGCAGCCGGCGCAGACGCAGGCCGAGCCCGCCGACGCCUCGCAGAGCGUCAGCCGGCUGCCCGCGCUGGGCAUGCGCACGUCCGUGUCGGUCAUCAUCGCGCUGCGACGCGCCGUCAAGCGCCACCGGGAGCGCCGGGAGAGGCAGCGGCGCGUCUUCCGCAUGUCGCUGCUCAUCAUCUCCACGUUCCUGCUGUGCUGGACGCCCAUCACGGUGCUCAACGCCGUCAUCCUGAGCUCCGGCCUCAGCCGGCUGACCCUCAAGCUGCGGCUGGGCUUCCUGGUCAUGGCCUACGGCACCACCAUCUUCCACCCGCUGCUCUACGCCUUCACGCGGCAGAAGUUCCAGAAGGUGCUCAAGAGCAAGAUGAAGAAGCGCGUGGUGUCCAUCAUCGAGUCCGACCCGCUGCCCAACAACGCCGUCAUCCGCAACUCGUGGAUCGACCCCAAGAAGAACAAAAAGGUCACGUUCGAGGACCACGAGGCCAGGCAGAAAUGCUUGUCCUCAGUGGACAUGGAUUGAGUGACGGACAUUACAUACACUCUCUGCUUUUCAGAAACUGACCGACACAAACAGUGUUCUCAUCAGGAAACAAAAAGGGAAGACAUUUAUCAAAAAGGUGUCAUGCAAAUACGUGUGUAUCAAAAGUGUAAAAGAGAAAUAGACAGAUUAUUUAUUACUAUUUAUUCUGACUUUAUGACAGAGUAUGGUAGAUUUCAUAGAGUUGUUCUAUAAUUUAUGCUGUAGAUAAUGCAUGGCUUUUUGUAACUGUAGAAAUCUACUUUGUGUACAUAGACUAUUUGUAUAUAUCAUGAAUAAAUACAUAUAUUAGGACUGUAAGUGAUGUA
Messenger RNA from Sardina pilchardus (European sardine), 2845 nucleotides. RefSeq names its product G protein-coupled receptor 22b (gene gpr22b). Gene Ontology annotation, molecular function: G protein-coupled receptor activity; peptide binding. The record is from RefSeq and is a predicted model, not a curated record. Lineage: Eukaryota; Metazoa; Chordata; Actinopteri; Clupeiformes; Clupeidae. The coding region runs from base 1164 to 2519 and encodes 451 amino acids. Gene Ontology annotation, biological process: G protein-coupled receptor signaling pathway; cellular response to hormone stimulus. Gene Ontology annotation, cellular component: plasma membrane. The transcript is spliced from 2 exons.